Messenger RNA from Pocillopora meandrina, 6108 nucleotides. NCBI's taxonomy places the organism in Eukaryota, Metazoa, Cnidaria, Anthozoa, Scleractinia, Pocilloporidae. The record is from the annotation of a GenBank genome assembly.
GAAAUGUUUCUCGCUUCAUGAAAACAAGGAGAGUAGCCAACCACAUUUGAUCUAGGGCGAGUUCGAUCACAGAUUUUCAGGUAGGCACACACAUACACACUUUGACUUGAAAGUGUUAUAGACAGGGCUCGACACAUCGUUUAUUGUUCGACAUCGCGUGCUCUUCGAUAGGUGGAUAGAUAUUUGAUACACAGCAUAAAUUGUGAUUAAGGGCUUUGUAAUUUGCACGAUUACUGUCGACCUUAUCUUCUGCUGAACUAAACUUCUGGAGUUUUCAAAAGAUGUUUCUUGUUCGACGAAGUCCGUGAUAUUUCGGUCGAGCAAUAUACUGGUAAAGGACUUUGAAACGGUUUCUCGGAACUUGUACAGGUACGAAUUUUCCUGUAUCUAAAUUAUCUAAACUCACACUUAACUAUAAAAUCAAGGAUAUGCAACGCGUUUACCUUUCCCAUACUAUCAAUCCAAAGACAACCCUUAAUUUGCAUUUUAUUUACUUCUGAUUUUUGCUAGCUUUUCCUUGUUUUUUUACGUUCCGAACGAGGCGAGAGACUGGUUACCAGUUUUAUGAAGCCAAUAUUCAAUACAAGAGCAAACUUUCAGCGAGACGUAAAGGUAUGGCUAAGAUCUUUAGGAUGAAGUGUAACACAAUGACGAUUGUGAAUUUUACUUUUAUUGAGCUUUAAAAACUUAUACUUCAUUCGCAACCAGUCAAGUGCAAAAUUAUGUUUUGCAAGACUUGAAACUGCAUGUUAACAUGUAAUGUCUUGUCUCAGUUAUAGUUUGAUACCUAAAAUUUGUAAGUCAUCAUACAUUAAUUUUUGUUUGUUAAGUAGACCUGAGAAUUUGGUAUCAUAUCUAAAUUAUGAUUUCCAAGUUCACAAUUUUAACUUCUCUCCAUCUGCCUGUGUUAUGGAUUUGUAUAACCCUUUGAUUCCCAGGGUGACCAAGACAGAAUUUCUCAUUACAAAUUUGGUUUUGGUUUUGGUUUUGGUUUUAUAGCACCCAAUCAAAAUGUGCUUUAUAGUGUAAUUGAUUUUAUUCUAAAUGAGUAUUUGAUCUACUUUUCAAUCAUUCUCUCUAGAAUACAUGCCCGAGAUCAAAUCAUGGCACGUUUGAUUCCACCUGGUGAUGAGAAAAAAAGGUUUUACACUACUAAAGUAUUUCCAGGGAUGGUUGGUGGUAUGAUAGUGAGUAAUUAUUUUUAUUUUUUAUCUGUAUGGUAUAUACAAUGCUCUUGACCAUCAACCACUGCACUUGAUUGGUAAUUACGUAACGGUAAUUACAUGUUGGUGAUUCAAAAGAGUAUGUUUGAUUGUUUUCAGUUGACAACUAGCUUUAAACAAAAAUUGCAAACCACUUAGGUAGGUGAAGAGGAUUGCUUGUCUCCUUAGUCUGAUGACAUCUGUAAUUUUUCACUGUCUUAUUGAUUCUGUAAGGGUUCAACUCUUAAACCACACAGGUUUUUUGGUUCACUUUUCAUCAUAUACUGAUAAAUUUAUGCAUCAGUACCUCUCAUAUAACUUCAUUUUUAGAUUAUCAGUGUUUUAGAUGCUAUGAUUGCUAUGCUGUAUGCUGUUAAUUGACUAUUGUUUGCUAAUGGUAAAUAAUUGUUUCAGUAUAGUUGCUCAGGUGCUUAAAUUGAAAUUCUGUGAUUAAUUUGUUUUGACUUUAACACCAUUCUGUCACAAUUGUUUUGAUUACUUGUAUCAAGAUGAACAGCCAGUUUCCACUAGAAUGUGAUGGGUUUACUCAAUUCAAUCAGCUAAAACUUCAAAUCUUUCUUUUAAAAAGUAGUACCCCAAAUGUAGGAGCAUCUUUUGUGCUUUUUUGUAUUGAAUUUUUUUCUAUAAUCACAUUUAUCACUUCCUGUGUAACAUUGACAUAACGCAAGUCAGCAAUUUUGAAAUUUUGCAUCCCUGCUAUAAUCACCUAGUGCAAGGUGAUCAUUGUGAGAUAUGGUGCAAUUCUCAACAAAAUUCGAAGGCACCUGUCUCUCUAAUCAUGGCAGCAAUUAUACUGAAUGAUAUUAUUAUAAUUAAAGCAGCCUUCAUGAACAGCUUUCUGAACUUUUCUGUAAUUUAACUCUGAUCAAUUAAAAAACAUUUGAUUUUCAAAAAACAUGAAACUUAUGCACCAUAAACUGGUCAAUCCAGAUAUGCUUCACUUGCAUGCAUAAAGAUUGUUGUUGGAACUCAUAUUUAUCUACCAGAAUUGUAUUUAAAUUUUGAAAUUAUAGUGAAUUCAAAUCCAAAUAAUUUCUAAUAAUGAUUUAUGUUCAAUUAUAGGUAUUAAUAGGUAAUUUAAUUUUUUUUUCUGAUCAUAGGUUGUAGGCUUUAUCAUGCUUUUGACCAGUGGCAUAGUGCUUGGAUGGAAAAACUAUCAUUUCAAAGUGACCAGAGGAGAGAAUAAGAGGCCAUUUGAGUGGUGUUUGGGGGCUGGAGUGUGCAUUUCAGUGGCCAGCAUAGCCAGUUUCAUAGUGAUUAAAAGAGCAGAUUCUCCUCUUGUGAAGAAAUGUUCCCUAGUGGUGAGAUUUUUUUCUUCCUCAACAACAUUAAUGAUGAGUUAGCAGUCCAGAUGAGGCUUAAUAAUUUAUGUAAUAGUUAUAAUUUUAGGGUAAAGUAAUAUCAGGUGUUUGCAAAGCUGCAUUAAUAACAAGAAUAAAAAUGAAAAAUGCAUGUAAUUCUCAUAAAAUAAAAAAAAGAAGAAAAAAGGAAAGAGAAAGACAGAAGGAUUGAAAGACCUUCUAAACAAAGUUUAUUAAAAGUGAUUCUUACUGUGGAGGACUUUUCCCAAAGCUCUCCUUCAUCAACCCUCAAGAAUCCUUUCUACAACCUGAUUGAAGGCCAUAGCCUUCAUAGUGGUGGACAGGUCCUGCUUUUGGUGAGGUAACAUCUUAAGCAAUACACAAGACUCUUAAGCUUGAGCAAUGACCUUAGUUGAAUUAUUAACUUGAAUGAUUAAAAUUCCCAUUUUCUUCAAUAUUUUCUUAUAGUACAUCAUAAUUCUUGCUUUGGCCACCAUUUUCACUUUGGUUGCAGUCAUCACAAGUUUUACUUUAGAGGUGAGGAACAGUAGAUGUCCUAAAUUGAAACCUGAUUGUGUUGUUCACUAACACAUGUAAUAAUUUGCCAUAUAGCAUCUUUAGACUUCAUGUUCUGGCAUGAAGUCUGCUCUACUGCUUCAGAUAACUGAUUGUGGGACAUAAAAGAACAUACACAGUUAUCAUAAAGAGUAGGGAACAAAUGUAGCUCUUGGUGUUGUGGUCUUCCCUUGAAUCUGAAAUUGGGAGCAUCUGCAAAAAUUUCCUUCAAUAAUACUCCUGACUGGAAAAAAAAGCAGUCUUGUAUCAUAAUAUGUUGCCUAAAAGAACAACAAAGUGAUCCUAAUAGGGCUUUGACUCAGAUCCCCUCAUCCAUGAUUUAGGGUAUUAACUUUCAUGCUAACAACCAGUAAUACUUCACUAUCCAGUGAAGGCAAUCAUCACUGCAUGUAAAGAGUUUAGUUAAAAAAAAUUUGAAAAAAUUGUUUCUCAUUUUCAUGAAAGACAUCCACUUUACACAGUGUGGCUAUUAAGACCCAAUAGUAGAUAUCAAUGAAUCUACUUCCAUUCACAAUGAAAUUUUUGCAAUUUGGUUGAAUCCUAGCGGUGCAAUUUAGUUUUGAUUUUGUUCUAGCUUGAUGACAUGGAAAAUGAUAUGAAGAUCAAUAUUCAGGACUAUGGUUUAGGAAGAAAAAGAGAAGAGACAAUGAAUAUCAACACGCUACAAAGUGAAGUAAGUAUUAUGUGUGAUAGAGCAAAGUGAAAGAUUUUCAUAUAACCCCAUGCUGGUUUCACCAUUGUUUUUCUUUACCAAUUAACUACAUGAAUGAAGUAUAAAGUUAUAACCAGCCGCUGGUCAGGAAAUGAGCCCACGCUCGUCCUUCCUCCUCAUCUCGGGCGGGAAGACUGGACUUGAGAAAAAGAGAGGCGGAAAUCAAGCUCAUGCAGAGGUUUGCAGUUAAAGCGCACGGUAUCUUGAAUGAUACCGUAGUAAAAAACAAUGAAAUUUUUUCUUAAUUAUCCUGUUCUUAGAAACCCCAACAGUAAUUCUGACAUACGUUUUUGUGUAUGUACAGGAGGAUUGUUGUGGAGUGAAUUAUUAUACUGACUGGAGAAAUACAAAGUUUGGAGGACGUAGAAUCUUCGCAGUACCAGACACCUGCUGUAAAACAAAUGAGUUUGGGUGUGGCUUUAAGUUUGAAACUGACGAUAUCAACCGCAGGGUGAGUUUUGUUUUGUUGAUAGUUGUGUAAUUAUCGCCGUAGAAUUGACGAGUCCAAGGAUUGUUUUUCUCUUUUUAACUGGAUUUCAACAGAAAAUUCCCUUAUGUACCUGGACCCCUUUUUUAACUCGUCUUUUUUUGUUUGUUUGUUUGUUUUUUUUGCUCUUUGGUCUGAAGUUUUAAGGAAAGAAAAACCCUGAACUCAAUGUACUGAAAAUUGCGAGUGUUGAGCUGUUUUCUUUUAACUGUGUUUUUUUUCUUUUGUAGGGAUGUUUAGAGGUGGUAAAGGGCUCUGUAGGAAAACGUCUAUUGGUAGUCAAGAUAAUGGGAAUCUUUAUCUUGUUUGUUGAGGUGUGUACUGUAAAGGUUGUUUACGUACAAUUUUCUCAAUAAACAGCAAGAACAAUGUUCAUUUCACGUGGCGCGCCACUUUUUCUCACCGAUUUCGUUGAAUGCGCUGGCGGAGAUGGACUUCGUUUAGUCUACGGAGACGAACGAAACGAAAUCGUAAACCUUAAGUUUGUAACUAGAGGGUUGAUUUUAUUUUGACUAUCUUUUUUUUGUCCAUUAAAAAAAUGCGAGAAAGGGAAUUUUUAUGAAGGUGCAGGGGAUUUUAGUGUCACCUAACGAAUUCAUUUCUGUUGAACUGUUUCUUAUACUGUCGUGACUAGCAGAAAGGGAUAGAAGUUGUCAUGUUACAAUUUUUGUUCAUGACAUCUUUCUCAAACUAGUAAUUUUCAAACCUUUUUUCCCGUCCUCACAGGUUGGUGUGGUGGUUGCCACGGCAAUCAUUUGGAAGAAAUACAUGAGUGAGUGGUGACUGACUGAUAAUGACUGUGAAGGACCACAUGAACACAUGCAUAACCCGUGAUUGUGGUCUAAAGGCCUGACUGAUCACGUUAGUGUCAUGUGAUAUAAUGUCAGUGCCGAAAACACAAUUAUGUUUUCAGUUUGCUGAUCUCUUUCGCAUCACUAUUUUAUCUUAGUGACAAUUUUAGCGAGCAGAGAUUUUCGUAUCAACAACUAAACCCCUAUUUCGCAUAUUUAUAUGAACACAUAAUUUUGUGUUUUCGUCUAUGUUUAAAGGGGCUCUUUCAACUUUUAGCUUCAUUCUAAGAGGUAUUAAAUAUCAGCAAAAAUAGAACCUAAUAGUAUGUUCAAUAGCCCUCUCUGACCACUAAAUCACGUGAGAGAAGGUUGAAAGUUAGGGUGGAGCACGAACAGUUGUACAGUUUUCUUUUCUCUCUAUUGUCGUUUUUUGCCCAAGGAUCACAUCUUGAUAUUAAAUUGAGGAAAAAGCAGACUAAUUUUAAGCAGCACAAAGUUUGUUAAAAUGUCAAUUUUUUUUGACAAUUUAUUUCGCAGUUUUGUGUAACUAUCGAUGAUUAACAUUUUGUUUUGUUUGUUUAUGUGCGAUCUAUCUGAUGUCUUAACUACGGCUUUAUUUGUAGUCUGAUUACUUGUUACGAUCUCAACAAGAUCGUCUUGACUGAAUAAUCUCAACAACAUGAAGUUUUUACUCGCUAUGAUUGUAUUUACCCGCGGCUUUCUCUUUCUUUUAAAUUGUCUUUGGAUAGACACUAACUUUCCUCUGCGCUCCUCUUAGCUCUAAACACUUAUUCUAGCAUAAAUAGUUGGAUUUGCUCAUUUGUUAUAAAUACUGACCACCCAUGGUGGACGUUUAGUUUACGCAGUUAAUAAAAGCACUCAGGGGCUUUACUGAGUAUGGUGCACUCUCAUUCAGUAUUGUAGCUGCUGUAUACUGUAAAGUGUUAUUAUCUAGUUAGAUACGGUCGUAGAUAUCUGUACCCACAAUAUGAUGAAAUUAUGGCUGAACAUAAUCAAU